This is a messenger RNA of Lithohypha guttulata, 3645 nucleotides long. It is a transcript of the gene TOF1, whose product is annotated as Topoisomerase 1-associated factor 1. Gene Ontology annotation, biological process: DNA replication checkpoint signaling; DNA repair; replication fork arrest. The coding region runs from base 1 to 3645 and encodes 1214 amino acids. NCBI's taxonomy places the organism in Eukaryota, Fungi, Ascomycota, Eurotiomycetes, Chaetothyriales, Trichomeriaceae. The transcript has a single exon. Gene Ontology annotation, molecular function: DNA binding. The record is from RefSeq and is a predicted model, not a curated record. Gene Ontology annotation, cellular component: replication fork protection complex.
AUGGAGGACGAAAAUCCUUUCAGCAAAUCGAAGACGAUCGAUCCCGAAGUACGAGCAUAUGUAUACAGUCUUGUUAACGCGCUUGGAGGUACUGGAUCGGAUGAGACAGGCAGAUAUGUGCUGGGAGACGAUGCCAUUGCUGUACUUCGAGACUUGAAGAGAUGGCUGAAGCUCUAUGACGAGAAGACCAACCGGCUAGAUGUGGCCAGGUGUAUGGCAGAAGCGAACUUGGUUCGAGGUGAUUUACUACCCAUCCUAUCGCUAUGGAAAGAGAACGGAAAGAAUGAGAAAUCCAGGUCAAGGCUCGCGCUUGCUGCUCUCGAACUUCUGGUUCCUCUCACCUGGCCAAUCGAGCACGAGGAGAUGACACUCAACCAUCAUCGUCAUACUCCAUACAUCCUUCAAGCCCAAGUCAAAUAUAAAGCCGCAGUAUUGCAUUGGGACACAACGAGCGUGCUGAGACAGGCAAUCAGAACAGCUCUGCCGGCUCUAGCUGUGAGGAGGGACGAACGCACACCACGAGACGAAGCUAUCAUCAAGCUAAUGCUCUACUUCAUCCGGAACAUUGCAACUAUUCGCCAGACCCCGAACCUACCCUCCCAAGGCCUCGACAACGAAGUCUCGCGAUCAGCAACGAUUGAGACCUUCCGAGCUCAAGACGUCUUUGCCCUCCUUCUGACAAUGUGCUCGAACAUGGGUGAAGACUACAAUCUGAUGGACGUGGUCAUUCUCGAAAUUAUGUUCAACCUUAUCAAGGGGGUCGACGUUGAAAAGCUGUGGAUGAACCAGGUACAACGCAAGAAAGUCGCGAUUGACGAUCUCAGAGAAACUUUGACAGCUGAAAAGAGCAUGCAUACACAAGCAAAGAAGAAAGAAUGGAGUAGGCAUGGCCGUUUCGGAACCAUGAUCUGGGUUAAGGGUAACGACAAGCAGAUGAAGGCUGUCUCCGGUCAGGACAAUUUGAAGAGCGACAAGACUGCGAUGUUCAACGUAGACAACAACAAAAAGUGGAACAAGCCUAUGAGAAAGCGCAAGGACAUGGAAUACAGCAUGCACGACUUUGAUCAAAAAGAGUACUUGUCAACAACAGCAUCUGAGCAACUACGAAACUUCGUGGAAGAAUUCUUGGACUCUGGUUUCAACCCUCUAUUUACACAUCUACGCAAAGCCAUUGAGCGAGAAGCCGAACGACUACUACCAAUCAAUUAUCGACAGUUCUUUUAUGUGGUCGCCUGGUUCUUGAAAGCAGAACGAGCAAGACGUGAGCACAAACAGAAAGACGCCAGCGCUUCCAAAGCACAGACCGAGUUCGACCCUGAAAGCUAUGCUCUGGUUGCCUGCGUGUUGAAUCAGGAGACAUUCAUCACUCUCAAUCGCUAUAUGCAGAUGUCUUGGGACGACAAAGCCUGGCAGGACCUCAACGCAAGCAUGCGAUGUUUCACCGAAAUUUUGCUUAUGGUUCAAGACAUGGCUCAAAGUCCGCUGGAAGAAGAUCAAGAAAUAGCCGAGAACAUUCAGAACCGGAUUUUCUACGAAGAGACAACGCACGAUCGUGUAAGGCUUCUCUUGAAUGGUUAUAAGGAUCAAGGUCUCGGCUACCUCGAUGCGUGUACAGAACUUGCUCAUGUCUUCCUGAGGUUACUCGAGAGGUACUCCAAAGAAAACGUUGAUUUACAGAUCAAGUCAAAGCGUAAAGCACGCCAUAAAAGGAGAGAAGCACAACGGCAGCAGAGAUCGCCAGAUGAGGCAACGGGUGAGAACGAGGAUGAAGAGUCGGAGCAUGAGGACAUAAUGGACGUUGUCCAGGUCACCAAAGAAAGAAAGUUCGACUUUAAACGGUUUGCUGCCAAAUUCGUGACCCAGUCUUCGAUCGACACGUACAUCUCCCAACUCACAUUCUACAAGGAUCUAAGUAUAGAGCAGCUGAAACGAAUCCAUCGUUUCCUUUACCGGGCCGCAUUCAAGCAGGACCAGGCGAUCUUGCUUUACCGUCUUGAUAUAAUCAGCCUGUUGUACAAAUUACUUCAAGGGCCUGAGGCUCUUCCCGAGACCCAUGCCAUGUUCAAUGAGUGGCAGGAGCUUACGAAACAGCUCUUCAGGAAGAUGCUCAAGAAAGUCGAUCAGAGGCCGGACCUUCUCGUUGAAGUUCUUUUCAGCAAAGUCCCUGCCACAACAUACUACCUGGAACAUGGGUACGACAAGCAGACAUCCACAAGCACCAGAUCACCAGCUGAGCUUGAGGUCAGGAACGCUUCGGCUCGAGAUCGAAAAGAGCAGAUAGCCAUCAUUGUCACUGUAUUACUAAGAGAUCAAAAGAAUGCUCUGGUUGAUUGGGUCAAUACUAUCGUCUGCAGAGCUUUUGACGAACGGCACGCCUGGGAGGCCGAAGCUGAAGCUCGAGAAGCGGAAACCAUAGCUGCAGCAACAGCUGAUGGAGAUCCCUUAGCUGAUAAGAAGCUUACUACGACUACUGACAUGCCACCAGCAGCACCAUCAUACAUAUCUGUGACUGCAGGUAGGGACGAAAUUAAGAUCGCAACGUUCAAGAAUGCUCGUUUGAAGCUGUUGAUGAAGCUCGUCGGUAUGGUGGAAGAGAUCAACGACAAAUCCGACACACCAGAUGCUACCUGGAUCGUUCCUUCCACUGUAUCAGCCUCGCACUUGCGAGAUUCGAAAGAAGCUAUCACACAAUACUCAAUUACACAUUGGCAGCCAGAGAAUGAGGACGAUCAACCGGAAGACCUACUUCGUCGUAUUCGCAAAGACAAUCGUGUGACUCGGAGUUAUGAAGAUGUCAACGAGGAUGGAGAAGCUCCAAGGGACAACUUUAUUGAUGAUUCUGAAGGUGAUGACGGCCCUCUACCAGAAGAAAGUGAAUUUCUAUUCCCUGACAAUCCACGCCGGAGUAAAUCAGCAUUGGAUCAGCUUCGCGAAAAACGAGCCGCAAAAAGCAAGAAGCGUAAGCAGAGGUCAGAUGAUGAAAAUGACAAUAGUGAGGAUGACGCAGCACGUCAAGAACGUCGCAGGCGAAGACAAGAGGCCGUACUUGCUCGACGGCAGAAGUUCAAAUCUGAAGCUUAUAUCCGAGAUUCAGACGAUGAGACCGAUGAGGAAGCCGACAAGUUAUUCUUUGCUAAAGAAGAAGAGCUUCGCAAAGCACAAGCUGCGAAGGUCAAGGGCCAGAUGAUCUCUAGUGGUGCAGCUGAAGAGGUAGAUGAAGCGACUUUGACGAAGCGGCGCAAGAUCAUGGCGAGGUUGCAAGGUGAAGAUGGUAGUGACGAGGAGGACGAAAACGUGGAGAUGGAUGAAGCACCUGAGCAAGGUAGUGCUCUGCCGUCUUCACUUCCAUCCAGGAACACGGACGUUGAGUCAGACCAGGAUGAGGAUACUCCGCCAUCGUCACCGCCACCUACAAAGUCAUCUACUCAGGCACGGCGCAAAGCUUUGCAGGAAUUGCGUCAGGGCAAACAGGUGAAAGUGCCGGCUCCGGGAGGCAAAAUAGGUGCAGUGGACGAAGACGCUUCAGAUUCUGAUCUUGACAUUGAGGACGAGGAGGACACUAUCGUUCCCGCUUCACAACUUGCUACAGCUAGACGAUCUCGCGGAGGUUUCGUUGUUGAGGAUGAUGAGGAGGAGGAGGAUUGA